CCCCCAAUCUUACCUCCAACGUCUUUCCCCCUUCCGUCUUACCAACAAAGAAGUCCUAGUACAGGUUCUCGAAUCGCCUCAUAGCUUAGCUUGAAGGCAUACCACACCUUUAUUACUUUGUAAGCUCGCUAAGUUUCGCAACCAUGGGCACCUUUCCUGGAUUUCUGUAUCGGCAGUUUACCUUCAAGCCCAAGCCGCUGCCUGAGAGCCUGAAUCUUAGUGGCAAGACGGCUCUAGUCACGGGCGGAAAUGCGGGCCUCGGUUUCGAGGCCGCCAAAGAGCUUACUUCUCACGGCUUGGCUCGAAUCAUCCUCGGAGUUCGUAGCGUAGCCAAGGGAGAAGAAGCGAAGAAGACGCUUCUCGCCAUUAACCCUCAGAUAGACGUUCAAGUAUGGGCUAUUGACCAGGAGUCUUUCGAGAGCAUUAAAAACUUCGCCGACCAGGCCACAAGCCUGGAUAGGUUAGACGUCGCUAUCCUCAACGCCGGCGUGAAGAGCAUGGAGUACGUCAAGUCGAAAACGGGCCACGAGCUAAACGUCCAGGUUAACCACUUGGGAACCGCUCUCCUAUCCCUUCUACUUCUCGGGCCUCUAAAGAGAACCGCCGCGGCAACGGGCUCGCCAUCGCGCUUGACUAUUGUCAGCUCAGAAAACCACUUCUGGGUAAAGCUCAAGGAGAUUAAGGGUCCUGACACGCUAGCCACUAUGGAUAAGCCGGAGACGUUCGGAAAGGGCAUGGACCGGUACAACGCGACCAAGCUGUUAAAUGUGCUAUGGAUGCGCGAGUUGAGCUCCAAGACUGCGGCCUCUGACGUUAUAAUCGAUGCCGUCAACCCGGGAUUUUGCCAGAGCACCUUGCACCGUACGGAUUCUAGCGGGUCGUCCUUCGCUAAUCUGAUCGGUUGGACAUCGGCUCAAGGAGGACACUGCCUGACGGAUGCCGCAACGCAGCACGCCAAAGAUGGCCACGGAGCAUAUCUCAGCGAGCAGAGCGUUAAGAGUCCCUCUUCUUUUGUCCUUUCGCCGGCCGGACGGAGCGCGCAGACAAAGAUCUGGAACGAGACCAUUCAGCUACUAAAAGAGGAAGCACCUGGCGUCGACCUACUUGCUCACGUCUAGUCUGAAUAUCGAAGAGUUUGUGUCACAUUAAACAUUCUGCAUAUCGCUCAUACCUUUAGCAAGCGAGGUAGGUAACUGGGAGGAGUAUCCGGACCAAUUGUUUCAAGUUUGAUAUCUAGGUACCUAGCGAGGUAGUUUAAUUUUCUUAUCUAUUACCUUUUGUAGAUUCACCAAUAAUAUCACCUUUUGAUUCUUGAAGCUAUAAUACCAAUAUAAACACGUUGCACAAAGUUUCGAUGUACGUCUAAUCAAUCGGGGCGGGGCGUUAAAAGCUUCUAUUCUUGGUCCUUUUAAUACAUAGUAUGUUGAGUCAAUUGAUUGGCUGGAAUUUUGAGUUUACUCUCCGAUGCCAACUAAGAGGUCCUACUAUUGUUACGUACCUAUAUCAUGCAAAUGGGCCAACGCUGAAAUGGGUGGACACAAGAAAAUAGAAAAUAUACAAAUAUUCUAAACGCAAGCUGCCUAAGUAACAUGAUGCGAGAUACAACCGCGGUACCAAAAGUAUAUUUCUUAUUAGCACAAUUGCCAUUACCUACAGUCUCUCUGACACAUAAUUCAUCCAUCGUUUUUUAUGAAGGAUGCCUAUUAAUU
Daldinia caldariorum is the source of this 1709-nucleotide messenger RNA. RefSeq names its product NAD(P)-binding protein. The record is from RefSeq and is a predicted model, not a curated record. The transcript has 3 exons. Lineage: Eukaryota; Fungi; Ascomycota; Sordariomycetes; Xylariales; Hypoxylaceae. Bases 144 to 1118 code for a protein of 324 amino acids.